Malaclemys terrapin pileata is the source of this 7687-nucleotide messenger RNA. It is a transcript of the gene RBFOX2, whose product is annotated as RNA binding fox-1 homolog 2. Gene Ontology annotation, biological process: nervous system development; regulation of alternative mRNA splicing, via spliceosome. The transcript has 14 exons. Gene Ontology annotation, cellular component: nucleus; cytoplasm. Gene Ontology annotation, molecular function: mRNA binding. NCBI's taxonomy places the organism in Eukaryota, Metazoa, Chordata, Testudines, Emydidae. The coding region runs from base 225 to 1559 and encodes 444 amino acids. The record is from RefSeq and is a predicted model, not a curated record.
GCCGCCGCCUCCUCCCCCUCUCCCGUGGCCGGCCCGAGUAGCUCGGCAGAGCGGCUGCUGCGGGACGGACUGUGCUGCUCCUGAGCCCGCUCCCUGACCCUUGCCCCGGCUGCGCCGGGCCCGCAGCGCCACCGGGCUAUCGCGACAAGCGGGGACCCUAUCGCCAGUGUGCGGCUGCGGCGGCUCCCCCAGGGGACGCGGGGCGGCCGGGGGGUCCGGCUCGGAUGGCGGAGGGGACCCAGCCCCAGCAACAGCUUCUCCCCGGCGGCGGAGCCCCCCGGGGCGUGAAGCGGGAGCCGGAGCUGGAGCAGCCCAUGCCCGGAGGGGACGGCGCCGAGACCGGCCACAGCAAGCGGCUGAGGACAGAGGCGGAGGCGGGCGGCGGCGGCGGCAUGCAGAAUGAGCCUCUGACCUCAGGUUAUCAUGGAUACCCUGCGAGGGACAAUCAAGGUAACCAGGAGCCAACAGCCACUCCUGAUGCAAUGGUCCAGCCAUUCACCACAAUCCCGUUCCCACCACCCCCACAGAAUGGGAUCCCCACAGAGUAUGGGGUGCCACACACUCAGGACUAUGCAGGCCAGACCAGCGAGCACAAUCUGACACUCUACGGAAGUACGCAGGCGCAUGGAGAGCAGAGCACGAAUACGCCCAGCACGCAGAAUGGAUCUCUUACGCAGACAGAAGGAGGGGCACAGACAGAUGGACAGCAGUCACAGACACAAAGCAGUGAGAAUACCGAGAGCAAGUCAACUCCAAAGCGGCUUCAUGUCUCUAACAUUCCCUUCCGCUUCCGGGAUCCAGACCUCCGGCAGAUGUUUGGGCAGUUCGGCAAAAUCCUUGAUGUAGAGAUAAUCUUUAAUGAGCGUGGCUCCAAGGGAUUCGGGUUCGUAACUUUCGAGAAUAGUGCUGAUGCAGACAGGGCCAGGGAGAAAUUACACGGCACCGUGGUAGAGGGCCGUAAAAUCGAGGUGAAUAAUGCCACAGCGCGAGUGAUGACCAAUAAGAAGAUGGUCACGCCAUAUGCAAAUGGUUGGAAAUUGAGCCCUGUGGUUGGAGCAGUGUACGGCCCCGAGUUAUACGCAGCGUCCAGCUUUCAAGCAGAUGUCUCGCUGGGCAAUGACGCCGCAGUGCCCCUGUCAGGAAGGGGGGGUAUUAACACUUACAUUCCUUUAAUCAUUCCAGGCUUCCCCUACCCAACUGCAGCCACCACAGCAGCUGCAUUCCGGGGAGCACACCUGAGGGGUCGAGGACGAACAGUAUACGGUGCAGUCCGGGCAGUACCCCCCACGGCCAUCCCUGCCUACCCAGGAAUAGUCUUACAGGAACCAAUCAUUAGCGCUAAAAUACCUCAGGGUGGAUAUGCAGCCUACAGAUAUGCACAGCCUGCUACUGCAACAGCAGCCACGGCCGCUGCCGCCGCUGCAGCAGCUUACAGCGAUGGUUAUGGCAGGGUGUACACAGCAGACCCUUAUCACGCCCUUGCCCCUGCCGCUAGCUACGGAGUUGGCGCUGUGGCGAGUUUAUACCGAGGUGGCUACAGCCGAUUCGCCCCCUACUGAAGUGACGUGAGCUCCUGCAAGUGGGACAGCCCCCCCAGUUCAUGAGGCCUGGCUAUUGCAAUAUUUACUAGUAGAGGAACUCUAUAGCAAGAUGAGGAGGAAAAACAAAAAAAACAAAAGAGAAAAUACUUUUUUAUACCUCACUAUGUUCUUUGAAUAUGUAUUUUUCCUUUAAAUUUCUGCCUUUAAUUCUUUUGUUCCAAAGAUUGUGCUUUUUUUUUGUUUGUUUUUUGUUUUUUUUAACUGUGGUAAAAAAUAAUGCAUUUCCGUGUCUGUAUGUUGGUGCAUAGCUUAUCCUACCAAUCACGGAAGAGGCAAUUAAUGAUAAGGAAAGAUGUUAGGAACCAAUAUCAUGCAAUUAAUUGUGGACAAAGUUACUUACCUGGGUCUGGUGCUUGGCACCUGUGAGACAGGAGGAUGUGAGGGAGAGCCUCUUCCUGCUGUGUUUCUGCUCUUUGAAUGGACGCGUUGAUUGGCUUUGGCUGGAGAGAAGUAGUUGUUUGUAUUUGAAAAGAGGGGAGAUGCAGAGACUUCCAGCAUUUUAUCACCGUCUGACAUGCACACACUUGGAACGGUUUCAGUAGUGUCAGGACUGUAUAGUUGCCCAAAGACUUGGGGUAUUAACUGCAGUUGGGGACAAGACUUUGAAAUGAAUUCUUGAUAUCUCUCCCUCCACACACACCUAAUCCUAGUUGAUUGUUGUCCACUACUGGACUGUAACUGUCUGUCCUUCCUCUGCUUUCUAAGGUCUUUCUCCUUUACUGCCCCUCUUUUUCCUUUCUUUCCUUGAGGAUUGGGUGGUGUGAUGCUGCAAACGUGGGCAGUAACGGCAAUGGUUGAGAGUGCUUGUGUCUCGGACAUCAAGGAGUGGUUAGAUUUAUCGAGUGUUUGCAGCUUUAUGGGGAAGAAAGCUGGCUGAAGAACCCUGCAUCGGUGCCACACUGAGCUGCUCUGAGGUUCAGCAUUCAAAGUCCCUCUCUCUAUUCACCAUGAGCCACAUAGGCAUUGCUGCAAAUAAAUCAUUAAAGUAGUGUGAAGACAAUAAAUGAGUCAUGGAUCAGCUGCAGGGGGACGGGAGUGUGUGUGAGGGGAAGAGAGUGUGUUUUAUUUCAGAACGCUGUUCCUGAAGUGAUUUUGGAUAGCUCAGAUGUCUGGCGGUAGGCAGAAGCCGUUUGUACAAGCUCUGAAGUCAUAGGAACCUCCCAUCUCCUAGAUCUAGUUGGGGCCCUUAAAUAUUUAAUCUAGAGCCCCAGUGGCCAUUCAUCCAGCCUCUCAGUAUCCUGCAAAGAGCACCUGGACUGCUCAGUCCACAUUUACACUACAGACUGUAAGAUUCUAAAGCAGAGAGACUAUUUAGAAGGGCUCCACGGCUCCCAAGCCCAUCUUCCUUCUGCUCUUGUAACUAGAGUGAUUCUUCUAUUUUAAAAAGCAGGCAUUUUAUAGGUUGCUGCAAGGAGUAGCACUGUGGCAGGGAGCCGUUGCUCUCAACAGCUGAUUUUAGAACUCAGAGGAAUUGUUUCCCCUCCAGUUGUUAGUUAUUGCUAUACUCUCAGCAACUCUUGCAAUCAAAGGCAGAUUCUCUGAUGCUUUAUCUAACCCUAGACACUAGAGAAACAGAGAGAGAAGCACAAUUCCAUUUGGCUCCCUUGUCUAGCUGAAUUGGUCCGGGGGUGACUUUUCACUCCCUGCAGGGCAGUGUGGGGUGUGGAUUUGUAGCUAGAGCCUUUCAACUCCUGCCACCAUACACUUGCUUCUCUGUCAACAGUUGAUACCAGAAUAGGAAACCAGAUGCGUUGAACUUUAAGCAUUGUAAGUGAGCAGGGCUGUCUGGGAGGUGCACUGACCCAGCCAUGCACAAACACAUCUUUGCUCUUCCCCUCAGCAUACGUCCUCCCUGUGCCUGGCAGGGAGGAGGUGCCUGAAGUGGGAAGGAUCGGGGAGACAUGAGUUAAGCUAGAGACCCUAAAGCUAUUGAUUCUGUGGAAGAAUAGCUAGAACAAGGGGACACCAAACUGCCAGCCUGUUGGCCACUUUUUUCGUUUUUGUUUGUUGUUUUUGGUUUUUUUUUUCAAGCCAAAGUUUGGUUUGUUGCAGUUAUGACAAUUUUUGUUGUUUGUAUAUAAAUAUUUUAGUUAGAUUGAAAACGGGGUGGGGGGAGUGGGGUGUUGGGGCUUUCACAAAAUCAAGGAAAUGAGGGGACGGUGGGAUUUUUGGCUUUUACUGGUUGAGUGGGAAAAAAAAUUUUCCAUUAGAACUUCUAGUGUCAUAUUGAAAGGAAGCCAAUUUCCAUCAUGUGGCAGAUGGGGGUGGGAGACUCCUUUCUGGAGCUGAGACGCAGCAAAAGCCUCAAACGGAGUUCAUCAUAGCCACACCUAGGGUGGUGGGGGGAGUGAAAACAGGAUGUCUCUUUUCUUACUCUCAGGAAGGAGAAAUUGCUGAUGCUGUGGGGCCGCAGAGUGAGAGGGGGGACACAGCUUGCUUAGCACUGCAGUGACAGCCCCUUUCAUGUGUCUCAGUUCAGCUGGUUCUGACUGUAGCUUCUGAAAGGUCAAACUCCACUUUCUCAAGAGCCCUCCUGCACCAUGGCAGCGCAGCAUGUGGUUGGUUGCCCCCUUUCCUCUCCAUUUGUAGGGAAGGCUGAACACGCUUCUGCUUUUAAGUAGGGUCUGUGCUUGGCAAAUAUAACCCUGCUUAGUGCUGAGAAUCUGGGUUCUUGUCACAUAAGUGCCUGGGUUUUGCAGAGGGUGGGUCACCUAAUGCUUUAGCACCUACUGUCACCAACUUCUGAUCCACAAAGGCCAGGCCCCUAAUGCAUCGGUGGGGGCUGCCCUGAUCUAUUAAUCACUGUUCAAGGCCCCUCAGUGUAUUAGCACCUGGGUUUCCCUAAUUCCUACUCUGUGGUGACUGGGCUGGGGGGAAACUAAGCCCUUUGCCCUGCUGACUACAGAAGUUGGUUCUGUAAUUUUAGACAUUUACCAUCCAUACAGUCCAGGUGAUACUUUCCAAAACCAAGACCUCCCAGACAGCUUUUACCGCAGCUGGAUUUUUGCAGCAGGGUUGCACCUAUGAAUUCUGUGCCAUGGCAAGCAAGAGCCCUUCAUCCCUUCCUCCAUCCCACUUGGCAAACACAAGGACUCUGAUUCCACAGAUGACAUUUAAUGAAUUAGCUCAUGAUACGAAGGACCUAUUUCCAUUCAGAUUAGCCAAGCCUUGACUAUCAAUCUUUGAAGUAUCCAUUGUCCCAAAGAUUGAGGAAGGCCUAUAUCUCCCUAUGCAGAAUUAAUUAUACUCAGGCUUUUUACAGCGAUGAGUAGAAUGGGGGUAGAAAUGGGGCAGGCUUUUGUCACUGAGAACAUCUAGUACUUUUGCCCUGUAAUGAUCAGUGUUCAAGAGUUUCUCUCACACAGGACUUGGCUCAGGUCUUUAGCCACUUAGGUCUGGUCUGCCCCCCAGUGUUUGUACCAGUAUAACUAGUUUGGUUAGAGGGGUGAUUUUAAUGAUAUUGUUAUACUGGUACAAUCCUAAUGUGAGUGCUGUUAUAUUGGUAUAAAGGUGCAUUAUACCAGCAUAGCUUAUUCCCCUUUCCACAGGGGAAGAAGCUAUAUCAGUAUAAGUCUGGCGUAGGUAAAGCAGUACAACUUUUGUGUGUAGACAAGCCCUUAGUGUACCAAUUACCAACUUCUUAUAACCAGCCAUUUGUAGGGCAGGCAGUCAUGGAGGUCCUGUCUACAGUAGCGUUCAACCAUGCUAGCCAAAGCCAUACUUUUAAAUUAUAUUCUUAGAUAGCUGACCUCUGUGGGGGCAGUAGUGUGGUCCAGUGGGAUGGAGCACUAGGCUGCGAGUGGAGGACCUGGGUUCUGGUCUAGUCUAAUCUCUACCAAUGAUUCUGCAGUGUGACCGUGGACAGGUCAGUUCACCUCCCUGUGCUUCAGUUUUACCUAUCCACAAAGUGGGGAUAGUGAUACUUUAUCCUCCUUUUGUGAAGCCCUUUGAAACCAUGGAUGAAAAGUUCUAUAUGAGAUCUAAGUAAUGUCUGAAACCCCAGUAUAGGUAGGGCCGAACUGGUAUAAAAUGUUUAUAAAAGUAUUUCAUAGCCUAGCAGCUUUCUGGUGAGAAUCAUUCUUAAAUGAGGUCCUGGCUAUUGUGGUUUUUUGAGCUCUGCUAUGUAGGCACCUUAGGGGCUUUGCAAAUCUUCAUAUAACCCCCUUCGACCCCAGUCCCCAAGGAGAAGACAAGUAGAGAAUAGGUGUGGGGAGCACUUAGGAAUUCAAGAAGGGAAAAAAAUAUUGGCUCUGGGGAACUCUUCUUUUGCUGAGUCCAGCUCCAAAGGGAAACCACACGAGCAGCUUGGAGAAUAACUUGCUGCUUGCACCCCUCUAGUAUGGCCGCGUCUGAGGAGUCCAUGCCUUGGCGGAGGGGGAAGUGGUUUUUAAAGAGUGUGUUACUUGUUUGCACUGUUUUAAAAUAGGAGAAAAAAAACAAACUAGUGAACAAGGUGAACAUCCAAUGUAAACUUCGGUGUGUUUUUAUUUUGUCAUGCUCUUGAAAAUGUCAAACAUUUUGUAGUAUACACCAGUGAGACUUGAUUCUUUGUUGCAUAAAACACUAUUUUUUGGUGAUGUUACUGUCUGAAAAGCUCCUCCCUCCUUGUCCCCACCCUACUGAUCUCUCCCCCCCCCCCCCCAACUUAUUUUAUUCUAUAAUGAAAUCACCAGUCGACAAGGCAUGCAGGAAUGUGAUAGCCAGAGUAUGAAAUGGGGCCCUUUCCAAGUAGGAUUUGGGCAUCCUCCAGGGUGGAGUCCUUCCUGUAGCUCGCAGUAUGCAAUGUAACACCCCUACCCAGAACACACACAGGUUACAAAGCAAAUUGAACUAAGACGUCCAAGGCCAGAAUCGGUUGCCACCACUAACAGUGGAGGGGGACAUUCCAGAAGUGUUGUGACCACCUGCAGUUGUUGUCCUACCCAUGUUUCUGGCAGCAACCGGUGAAAGCUUACACAGGAAGAUGACAAAUAAGGUCAGUGCCAGUGCAGCCAGUCGGCAAAGACUGGUAGCAGAGUAAGAAUACAUCAGCCAGAACCUUGCCUUUAAGGGAAUUGCUGAUGUGUAAAGCCGUCCACCUGAGUAUUCAUUUGGCUGGCAAUCUGCAAAGUGCCAGUAAUCUAAGGAUUGAUUCUAAAGCUGGUCAAUAAGUCUCUCUUUUGCCAGAUUUUUUUUGGGGGGGGGGUGGGAGGGGGUCAGUUUGUUGCUUCCCUGAGGAGUGAUCUCGUUAAGGGAAUCUGGCCUCCCACAUAAAUAGUCUCAGCUUCAGUCACUUUCUUCUAUUUUUCUCUUGACAGUAUUUUUUGUGUGCGCGCGUGUUGUAGUUUUGGCAGCUGGGUUUGGCUGCGUUCUCAAGUGACGAAGUAAUCCUCUUUUACCCCAGGGCAUAUGAUUUGUUUUUCUUUUUAUGUUAUCAAUUCUGCUUGUAAAUAGCUGGAGCAAAAAAAAAAAAAAAAAAAAAACCUGGGGCCGAUAGCAAACGAGAACCAGGGCUGUAGAGCGAUAUGGAGCUGGUGGAGAGUUUACUGACCUCACGGGCAGAUCUGCCUGAGACUUGGAGCUUUUCAAUGCAAGGCUAAAAUUCCACGGAACCUCCAGUGGCAACGACUGACUUCGCCCCUUCAUGCAGUCUCCCCACCACCUUUCCAUUGCCAGGUACCCUCGGGACAUAGGAUGCAUCAAAAUUGGAUGCUUUCCUCUCCCCUGGAUCAUUUCCUAGGACGCCCAAGCUGCUUGUUCAGGGUCCCAUUUCUCUGCUGACUCUGGAGAAGCAGUACCUGCAUCCCGGGGCUUUGUGACCGUCUCUAACUUCUUGCCCCCCCCUCAUUAAGUAUCAUAUUGUAUAGUAGCUUUCAGACCAUACAGUAUUCAUUGGGUUACUCCUAUUAUUAUCAAGUAGCUGGAAUUGUGAAGGUCGGAGUAGUUAGAUCUUUAGCUUUUAUUCCUUUUUUUUGUAUUACUAUCCAUGUGUAUAAAUUAUUGAUCAUGUUGCUGGCUUUUAUAAACUCUAAGCAAGGGAGGAGCCCUUCCUCACCCUUUGCAAAUGGUAAUGAAGCACUGUUUUUAAAUAAAAGAGAGAAACACCA